AAAGAAUAACAGGGGGGAAAAAAACAAUGUUUCUUCUGUUCUCAGGACUUCAGUCUUGAGAGCAGAGGGUGGGCUACACAGCAGUGACGUACUUGGAGAUAAAAAAAAAAAAUCUGGCCUUUUUCCAUUGUGCCAUUAGCUGCAAGCUGGGAAUAUUAAGACAAAUCAAACAGUUCAUCUAACAGAACUAUGUUCACUAUUGAGCCAAUGAAGAAAUGGUUAACCAAGAUCACACAUAUAUUUGCACGGCAGAUGGAAACCCUUAAACCAGCAAGGCACUUGGAGAUAGCUUCUGUUCUCUAUUCUACAAACUUCAGCACUAGAGAUGACAUAAAAAGCAACAUUCCUCGCUACAAGCCAAAUCAUUUUGAUAAGAAAUUACUUAAAUGGACUGGAAGAUACAAGUCAAUAGACGACAUUCCACCAACAAUUCCGUUGGAAAUGCUGGUCAAAGCUCGGAACAAGGCACGCAUUCAAGCAUGUUACCUUAUGAUUGCCAUCACUGUCGUCGCUUGCUUUGCUGUGAUUGCAUCCGGGAAAAAGGCUGCUGCACGCCAUGAGUCACUAACCAGUCUGAACCUAGCAAAGAAAGAAAAGUGGCGUAAAGAAUCAGAAAAUAAACCCUAACUUAGAUCCUAUUUACCAGAUCCUGCUAAAUAGAUUGGAAUUAAGCAUAUCACUUACAGUUCAGCUUUUAUAGUCGUAUUCAAACGAUAAAGACAUUCUCUUUGCAUAUUUGCAGUCAAUGUUUCGAUAGGCAUAUGUACUCUAAGAAUAUACAUUUGUAGACAAUAUUAAACUGUAU
Hyla sarda is the source of this 805-nucleotide messenger RNA. RefSeq names its product family with sequence similarity 162 member B (gene FAM162B). The transcript has 4 exons. The record is from RefSeq and is a predicted model, not a curated record. Lineage: Eukaryota; Metazoa; Chordata; Amphibia; Anura; Hylidae. Bases 190 to 627 code for a protein of 145 amino acids.